Megalops cyprinoides (Indo-Pacific tarpon) is the source of this 312-nucleotide messenger RNA. Its product is annotated as histone H4-like. The record is from RefSeq and is a predicted model, not a curated record. Gene Ontology annotation, molecular function: structural constituent of chromatin; DNA binding; protein heterodimerization activity. Lineage: Eukaryota; Metazoa; Chordata; Actinopteri; Elopiformes; Megalopidae. The transcript has a single exon. Gene Ontology annotation, biological process: nucleosome assembly. The coding region runs from base 1 to 312 and encodes 103 amino acids. Gene Ontology annotation, cellular component: nucleosome.
AUGUCUGGUCGAGGCAAGGGCGGCAAAGGACUUGGGAAAGGAGGCGCUAAGCGUCACCGCAAAGUCCUUCGCGAUAACAUCCAGGGAAUCACCAAGCCCGCGAUUCGUCGCUUGGCUCGUCGAGGUGGCGUCAAGCGUAUCUCCGGCCUCAUUUACGAGGAGACCCGAGGGGUACUGAAAGUGUUCCUGGAGACCGUCAUCCGCGAUGCUGUUACCUACACUGAGCACGCCAAGAGGAAGACUGUCACCGCAAUGGAUGUUGUCUAUGCGCUGAAGCGACAGGGCCGCACCCUGUAUGGCUUCGGUGGGUAA